Penicillium soppii is the source of this 1344-nucleotide messenger RNA. Its product is annotated as pentatricopeptide repeat protein. The record is from RefSeq and is a predicted model, not a curated record. The transcript has a single exon. Lineage: Eukaryota; Fungi; Ascomycota; Eurotiomycetes; Eurotiales; Aspergillaceae. Gene Ontology annotation, molecular function: protein binding. The coding region runs from base 1 to 1344 and encodes 447 amino acids.
AUGGAACAUGUUGCAGGAGUAAAGGCCGACGAGGUGGUUUUCAACAUCUUGUUUGACAUCGCAAUCAAAGCCGGAGCAUUCAAAGUUGCUGAUCACCUGGAGGAGGAGAUGACUGAGAGGGGCAUGGGGUUUUCACGCUGCGGAAAGGUGUCUAAAAUUUACUACUUUGGACUAUUGCGAGAUGCAGAAGGCAUUCGAUUCGCAUUUGAUGACUUUAUAAAAUCUGGAGAAAUUGUUGAUACAGUUGUCAUGAACUGUCUCAUUGCCUCGUUUCUCCGAGCCGGUGAGAUCCAAACGGCAGAGCAGCUUUAUUCCGGCAUGCUGGAGCAGCAACAAAGCAAGAACAAACACAUUUUGCCUUCUGACGAUGGUUCAUCCAAUCACAUCGAUGGACCUAAUUUGAGCUAUGAUAUGCCCCGGUAUCGGCAACGAGCCCGGAAGCUGGGCCGCGUAUUGAAGAAGUCAUCAGCACUGAAGGAAAAGUUCCCCGAAUACCACCGUGCUCUUCAAGAUUCUCUCUCUAUGACGCCGGAUACACGAACUUUCCAUAUAUUCCUACGGCACUACGCACACAAUACUGGCCAGCUUGAUAGUUUCAUGGCUGUCAUGCGGGACAUGGAAAAGACCUUUGUGGUUCCCCCACGCUCGAUCAUCUAUAUGUUCCUCUUUGAAGGAUUCGCUCUUCAUGGUCGGAGGAAGAAGCAAUGGAGCGCGGAAAAUCUCCGGCUGACAUGGCAUGCUUACAUACGAGCCUUGCGUGACUCAAAUGCAAGACUCCGUGGCCUAUAUCUGAAUAACCAAAAGAUAAAGUGGGAAAAUCCAUUGGCCAAGAGCGUGGCAAGUGAUUUAAUCGAUGAGCUUCCGGUGACCGAUGUUCCCAACGGGCUGUAUGUGUCAUUGCCGUCAGAAGACACAGCCUCGAAUACAGAACAAGGCGCCGAAGAAACAGCAGAAAGCUCUACCACAAUUGACCCACUCCUCGAUGAUGAAGGCUCAAAAUCUCGGUUGGACGAAGAAGAUGAAUACUCAGAUAUAGAGGAACUUGAUGCAAACGAGGUCUUUGGUCCUAGCUCGGAUUUCCCACGCUCGGAACUUUCCGACGAGCCUGAACAAAUCCCCUGGGAUCCUGAGCAGCGUAUUGAAAAUGGCCUGUUCAUCGGGCGUCGGAUGAUUACCACAAUCUUGCAAGCAUUCGGAACAUGCUGUGGCCCCAAAGAGGUCCUGGAGGUUUGGCUUCAACUUGAGCGACUGUGGCAUCCACAACAGCGCAAAGCAAUCGAUGUUCUUGCUGUCAAGGAAGAGCUAGAUAAGCAGAUGUCCAGGGAUCCACCUCGGAGGCGUUGA